CUCAUCUCCCCGUCGCUCCAGAAAAAGACGCCGAGAAUGACGCAGUCAAAAAACCAGCCCGUGGGCUUCUGCUUCAUCAACACGGCUCAUCCGAGCGAGGCGACGAGUUUCAGUACCCUCAGCCAAAUCAGGUCGCACGCCGCCAAGGACAUUCGCGCUCGAGCACGGAGGUCUCGGCGAGCGACCGGGACGGAUAGAGGAUCCAAGAACCGGGUGCGUCGCGGCAACCAUGUUGCAAGUGCCGUGGCCGGGGAAGUCGAUAAUAAAACCGAGCCGAGUUGUACCCCAGAGCAAGAGGCUGUUGAGAGGAACACCCAUUUUGGCAGUCAACCUGCAUUACCUAGCAGGCUGCAAAUCCCAUGGCUAUCCAGCAGAGACCCGCAAUGGAGCCCGGCUCGGCAGCUUUCAGCCCAAGAACUCUUCCUGCUCGACCAUUACAUCAACUAUGUCGUGCUAUUCCGCAAGGGAAGUUGCUACAAGACUGGCGGCAAUAGAAGCUACCCUGUGGUUGGUGGCAACACCAAGGCUUGGUUCACCAGUAUGCAGCUGAAGUGCUGGCUACCGUUUGCUCUGUCAGACCUCGGCCUCCUUACGACACUGCUCCUCCAUGCAUGUCGCAGCUUAGACUUGCUAAGUGGCUUUCCAAACUAUGCUGGCAUGUACACUGCCUACAAGCACCAAUGCAUCCAGUUCACAAAUAACUCCUUGUCUUUUGAGGAUACAAGAGUCAGCGAUGCCACUAUUGCUAUGGUUAUGGCACUGCUGUCUGAGUCAUACAGUCUUGGCAAUCUUGAGGAGUGGCAGAUCCACCUUCGUGGCUGUACUAACAUGAUUGGGAUAAGGGGAGGCAUCGACGCUCUCGGACUGGAUGGUUUUCUGAAGGAGAUUAUCGUAAAGUCACCACUGUAUUAUGGGCACCAGAGCUUAUACUCCGAUUAGGCCGGAACACAAGCUUAGAGCUUUGUACUUGCAAAUCUGAUUGCUAAUUCGGCUGGGCAUCAUCAGUAACUAGGCUUGAGGAGAAUGGCAGGUCCUUGUUCAGCCCAAAUGAAGGAUGUUUCCCACCGUGGAGUCUUUGGUUGCUGUUAGUGCCUUUGGUGUGCGACCGGCCAUUUUCUUAGCAUUAGGUGCCAAGAAAGUCAAGUGCCAGGGCGGGGAACAAACUGCUGAUGAAUGGAAAGGUAUAGGGUAGGUAGCUAGCAACACCUAUCAUCCUCGAUGUACUGAUACCAAAUCCGUCAAUGUCAAAGUCUUUAUAGAACCCGUUACCUGGACAAAUUCGUGAUAGUCGGCCGGCAGACAUGUGACCCUUGGCCCAUGAAUAGAAUCAAUCUGAAAAAGGGUUCGUCCUUCAUGGAACACAUGUCUUUACGCUCACUCUCCCAUAC
Messenger RNA from Ilyonectria robusta, 1388 nucleotides. RefSeq lists its product as uncharacterized. The record is from RefSeq and is a predicted model, not a curated record. The transcript has 4 exons. Bases 37 to 939 code for a protein of 300 amino acids. NCBI's taxonomy places the organism in Eukaryota, Fungi, Ascomycota, Sordariomycetes, Hypocreales, Nectriaceae.